Molecule: messenger RNA, 601 nt
Organism: Mesitornis unicolor (brown roatelo)
Lineage: Eukaryota; Metazoa; Chordata; Aves; Mesitornithiformes; Mesitornithidae
Product: calpain-10-like
Exons: 4
Biological process (GO): proteolysis
Cellular component (GO): cytoplasm
Molecular function (GO): calcium-dependent cysteine-type endopeptidase activity
Source: RefSeq, a predicted model, not a curated record
UGAGCUAAAACCACCACCUGCAGAUGCUGCCCUCUGUGAAGAACUCCCAGCAGGUGAAUGGGAGACAGUGCAGCUGCAUGGAUGCUGGAAAAACGGGCAAAGUGCUGGAGGUAGCAGGAACUUCCCCUCCUUCCAUAUCAAUCCCUGCUUUCCCCUCUCCAUUCCUGCAGGACCAGGAAAAAGUAGUGUGAAAGUUACUCUCCGUCAGCACUGCCAAGAUAGCAAGUGUCGUCCAAUAGGUUUCCAUAUUUUCCAGGUGCCUAACAGGAGCUGGAAACCACAUAAUGCCUCUUUUCUGCACUUGGAGCCACUGGUUAGCUGUGUACCUCAUUGCUAUUCGCAGGAAGUGAGCCAGCUUUGCAGACUUCCUGCAGGAAGUUACGUAGUUAUACCUUCUACGUACUUGCCCAAUACAGAAGGCAAUUUUACAGUGGUCAUAGCGACCAAAAUAGACAGGAAGCGCAUUCACAGCCGGGAGACACUUGGACAAGUAUUGCAAGAAGUUUCAUUUACAACUGUGAUGAAAAGGUGAUCUGGAACUCUCACACUGUCGUUUCGAGAAGCAUUGGAAAGCCGAGGAGUACCUCACUGCUUGCCGUUU